Molecule: messenger RNA, 1389 nt
Organism: Stomoxys calcitrans (stable fly)
Lineage: Eukaryota; Metazoa; Arthropoda; Insecta; Diptera; Muscidae
Product: ceramide synthase 5
Exons: 7
Coding region: 107-1222 (371 amino acids)
Biological process (GO): ceramide biosynthetic process
Cellular component (GO): membrane
Molecular function (GO): DNA binding; sphingosine N-acyltransferase activity
Source: RefSeq, a predicted model, not a curated record
GUUUAAAUAUGUAUCUUAUUUCCACCUGUAUUUACUGACCAUAAAUUUCUUAGAAACUAAUUUCGGAAAUUGUAGAUGGAUUAAACGAUAUUGAUAUUUUAACAUAAUGGAAGUUUUAAGACAAUUGAGUAAUACGUUUUGGUCACCAAAUGUUUGGCUUCCGCCAAAUGUUACAUGGUCGGAUAUAGCUCCAGGUUCCAGGGAUGACGUGCACCAUGCUGAUUACAAGGAUCUUAUAUGGCCUUUGCCUCUGGCUGGAAUUAUUAUGCUUAUCAGAUAUUCUGUUGAAAGGUUUUGGAUAUCUCCAAUUGGAAAAUCUCUAGGCAUCAGAAGUACAAGAUCAAAAAAGGCAGAAAAUAUUCGACCAUUAGAAAAAUUAUAUGAGCAAUCGCAUAGACUAGAUGAUAAAAAGAUAAAACUAUUAGCAAAGCAAUUGAAUAUGAAUGAACGGCGGAUAGAACGAUGGUGGCGAUUAAGAAGAGCACAGGACAAACCAUCUACAUUGACCAAGUUUUGCGAAACUUCGUGGAGAUGUCUAUAUUAUACAUACAGUUUCAUUUUUGGAGUUAUUGUUUUGUGGAACAAGGCAUGGUUUUGGGAUGUUAAAAAUUGCUGGUAUGGAUAUCCUCAUCAGUCUGUUACAGGAGACAUUUGGUGGUAUUAUAUGAUAUCAAUGGCAUUCUAUUGGUCUUUGACUGUAACGCAAUUCGUUGAUGUGAAGCGGAAAGAUUUCUGGCAAAUGUUUAUACAUCACAUGGUGACACUACUGCUAAUGUCAUUGAGUUGGAUCUGCAAUCUUCAUCGAGUUGGAUCCUUAGUACUGGUUAUUCAUGAUUGCGCAGAUAUAUUCUUAGAAGCUGCUAAAUUGACGAAGUACGCAAAAUACCAAAAAUUAUGUGAUACUAUAUUUGCAAUAUUUACCGUCGUUUGGAUAAUAACAAGACUUGGAUUCUAUCCUCGUAUUAUCUACAGUACUUCAAUUGAAGCCCCAAAGAUCCUUCCAAUGUUUCCAGCAUACUAUAUUUUUAAUAGUUUGCUCAUAAUGUUGCUUCUUCUUCAUAUUGUAUGGACAUAUAUGAUACUUAAAAUUGUCAUAGAUUCUUUGCAAAAAGGAUUGAUGUCUGGGGACAUUAGAUCAAGUGAUAGUGAAGUAACGGAAAGUUCCGAAAGCCAGAAAAGUAAUGGCGUAAGCGGAAAAAAGGUUCCGACCAAAACUGAAUAACGCACCAAAUAUGUCAUUGAUUUUUCAUUUGUAUGUUAUGUACAAAUAAAUAUUAGUAUAAUAUAUUAAACUGCUUUUAAAUUCCAUCAUGUUAAACUAACUAAAACGUACAUUUAUUUUUAUAGUAUUCUAUUGAAAUAAUAACUUGUAGAGUAAUAACUGUUUAA